AUGGCGAUCCAAAAGAAGCACGGAAAAGGUCGUUUGGAUAAGUGGUAUCGACUUGCCAAAGAAAAGGGCUAUCGAGCUCGUGCUGCGUUCAAGUUGAUUCAAUUGAACCAGAAGUAUGGAUUUUUGGAGAAGAGCAGAGUCUGUAUCGAUCUGUGCGCUGCACCUGGUUCUUGGUGUCAAGUCGCCGCAGAAUACAUGCCGGCGCAAAGUCUUAUCAUCGGUGUCGAUCUCUCCCCGAUUAAACCCAUUCCUCGAGCCAUUACUUUCCAGAGCGAUAUUACAACCGACAAGUGUCGCGCAACAAUUCGCUCUCACCUCAAACACUGGAAAGCCGACAUUGUUUUGCACGAUGGUGCUCCCAACGUCGGUGCCGCGUGGGUGCAGGAUGCUUUCUCCCAGGCUGAGCUUGUCCUGGAGUCUCUGAGACUGGCUACUGAUUUCUUGGCCGAGGGCGGAAACUUUGUCACAAAGGUUUUCCGAUCCAAGGACUAUAACCCCCUGCUGUGGGUUUUCAAGCAGUUGUUCAACUCUGUCGAGGCAACCAAGCCUCCUUCGUCUCGAAAUGUCUCUGCCGAAAUUUUCGUCGUUUGCCGCGGAUACAAGGCUCCCAAACAUGUCGACCCGAAGUUCCUCGACCCUAAGCAUGUCUUCGCAGAGCUUCAGGACCCAACACCUAACUAUGAAGCGAAGGUUUUUAACCCCGAAAAGAAGAAGCGUAAGCGUGACGGUUACGAGGAGGGAGACUGGACCCAGCACAAGGUGAUUCCAGUGACCGAGUUCAUCAACACUAUCGAUCCAAUCUCUAUUCUGGGUGGCUACAACGAACUCAGCUUCCAGCAACCACCUGGAGGAGAUCUUGCAUUGUCCACCCUGGACCGUUUGGAGGAGACAACAGACGAGAUCCGAACUUGUUGUAAGGAUCUCAAAGUCCUCGGCAAAAAGGAAUUCCGUAACUUGCUCAGAUGGCGUAUCAAGUGUCGCGAGAAGUUUGGACUUGUCGUCAAAAAGAAGCCUACCACGGAGGGCACCGAAGAGGAAGUGGCUGAGGUAGCCCCCAUGGACGAGGAACUGCAGAUUCAGGAAGAUUUGGUUCGGAUGCGGGAGCAGCAAACCGCCAAAGGCAAGAAGGAAAGGCGCAAGGAAAAUGAAAAGAAGCGCAAAGAUAUCAUUCGAAUGCAGAUGAACAUGACCGCGCCCAUGGACAUCGGUAUGGAGCAGCUUGGUAUGGGAGGUGAAGAUUCCACGUUCACCCUCAGACGUGUCGACCGGGAGAAUGCUCGCGAUGCCGUUGUCAAUGCCCGUGACCUUCCUGCUGAAAGUGAAAGCGAAGAAGAGUCCGAAGACGAAGACGAAGAAAGCGACGAUGAAGAAGAUCGCCUCGAAAGGGAACUUGACCAAAUGUACGAACAGUAUACCGGCCGCAUGGAGGACAAGGAUUCGAAAUUGCGCGCCAAGAAGUCACGCAAGCAAUACGAGGCCGACGCGUGGGAGGGCUUCUCUGACAGGGAGAAGGGCAGCGAUGAGGAGGAAGAAGAACAUGAAGAGGAAUCAUCGGACGAAGAAACCGAAGCUGCAGAUCAAGCUUCUCGGCCUGAGAAACUCUCGAACAACGCAUCUAUGUUCUUUGAUCAAGAUAUCUUCCAGGGAUUAGGGGACGAGGAGGAAGAAGAGGAGGAGGAGGAGGAGCAGCAGGAAGAAGAAGAAGAAGAAGACAGUGACAACAUCUUUGCGAUGGACGAGGACGAGGAACCCGAGGAGAAGACUCCGGCACCCAAGAAAACAAACAAGAAGAAUGCCAAGAAGGGUGCAAAGAAGGAUUCUGAGUGGGUUGACGAAUCCGAUGAGGGUGAGCCAGAAGCCGAACCGCGAAAGGCGAAUGGCCAUCUUGAUAUCGACAUUAUUACCGCAGAAGCCAUGGCCCUUGCACACUCAAUGGCUACAGGAGAGAAGCGCUCGUCCGAUAUUGUUGACGAUGGCUUCAACCGCUUUGCGUUCCGCGACACAGACGGCCUUCCCGAGUGGUUCAUCGACGAUGAGGGCAAGCACAGCACACCUGUGCGGCCCACUACUAAGGCUGCCGCGGCUGCUAUCAGAGAAAAGAUGCGCGCCAUCAACGCCCGCCCAAUCAAGAAGGUUAUGGAAGCCAAGGGACGCAAGAAGUUCAAGGCUGCCCAGAGGCUGGAGAAGCUUCGCAAGAAGUCAGCACUUUUGGCAGAAGACGAUGCCCUCAGCGAGCGCGACAAGGCCGGUGCCAUCGCCAGACUAAUGAGCAGGGCCACCAAGAAGAGGCCCAAGCAGGAAGUCAAGCUUGUCGUGGCUAAGGGUCCCAACCGUGGUAUCUCUGGUCGUCCCAAGGGUGUCAAGGGUAAAUACAAGAUUGUGGAUUCGCGUAUGAAAAAGGAUGUUCGGGCAGAGAAGAGAUUGGCAAAGAAGAAGUCGAAGAAAUAG
Messenger RNA from Penicillium soppii, 2448 nucleotides. RefSeq names its product rRNA methyltransferase spb1 (gene spb1). The record is from RefSeq and is a predicted model, not a curated record. NCBI's taxonomy places the organism in Eukaryota, Fungi, Ascomycota, Eurotiomycetes, Eurotiales, Aspergillaceae. Gene Ontology annotation, molecular function: rRNA (uridine-2'-O-ribose)-methyltransferase activity; rRNA (guanine) methyltransferase activity. Gene Ontology annotation, biological process: rRNA methylation; maturation of LSU-rRNA from tricistronic rRNA transcript (SSU-rRNA, 5.8S rRNA, LSU-rRNA); maturation of 5.8S rRNA from tricistronic rRNA transcript (SSU-rRNA, 5.8S rRNA, LSU-rRNA). Bases 1 to 2448 code for a protein of 815 amino acids. The transcript has 4 exons. Gene Ontology annotation, cellular component: preribosome, large subunit precursor; nucleus; nucleolus.